Molecule: messenger RNA, 1512 nt
Organism: Daldinia loculata
Lineage: Eukaryota; Fungi; Ascomycota; Sordariomycetes; Xylariales; Hypoxylaceae
Exons: 3
Coding region: 1-1512 (503 amino acids)
Source: RefSeq, a predicted model, not a curated record
AUGGCCAGCCAGACACAGGGCUUCCCGAUCACUGGCGCUCAAAGUUUAGAUGGGAACACUGUUGGCCAUAACGACCAAGUACGAAAGAGACUUUUCAUAUUCUGUGAUGGCACCUGGCAGGAUGGUGUUAAUAGCAAGCGCCGCUUGACAAAUGUUGCUACUCUCGCUCGAUGCCUUGAGGGUGUAGCUAACGAUAACUACCUCCAAACCGUAUACUAUGAUAACGGAGUUGGAAAUGCUACUAGCAGGCCUGCUAAGCUCGUCGAUGGAGCAACUGGAAGAGGUAUAUCGACCAAGAUUAGGAAUGCCUACAGCUUUCUCUCUCAUAAUUAUAACUUCGACCACCAAAACGACGAAAUAUUCCUUGUCGGAUUCUCCCGUGGGGCAUUCGCUGUCCAAUGCCUGGCUUCGUUCAUCAGCCAGACUGGAUUGUUCCAGAAACAACACCUAUAUUACCUACGUGGGAUGUUUGCUUUGUGGAAAAAUCAAUACUUUAAGCGUGUGGGUUCCGGCGAGAGAUAUCCGGUGAAAGAAAAGCUGGAUAAUUAUGUCAAGAGGUUCCGCAAUGAAGAGCUACUGUACGAGGUGCGGAUCAAGGCUUGUGUUGUCUGGGACACAGUCAGUGCUCUUGGACUCCCAACUCCGUGGCCGAGACCCCUCUCAUUCGUGGGGAAACAAGUCCCCCAGGCCGUUGAAAAUGCCUUUCAAGUCCUUGCGCUGGAUGAGAACAGAGCACAGUUCAAGCCAUGCAUAUGGGAUUCCAAAGAGCGGGAAGAGACAUAUGCUAAGCAAUGCUGGUUCUUGGGUUCUCAUGCCGAUGUUGGCGGUAACGGAGACGCCGCUCUUGGAGCGGUGACCCUUAUAUGGAUUAUCGGGCAGCUCGAAGCGAAUACAAAUGCAAGCUUCAACAAAUUAGAGGUCACUAAACAUCUAAAGCACCGAUUUCUGGAGUGGGAUUUCCAUAUCAACGAGUUAAUUGGACAAUUGCAAGAGACCGCAAUUUUAUCGGAAAUGUCAAGCUCAGGCGAGUGGCCCUUGGGCCGUACCACGAAACCACCAUGGUAUUGGUGGCUUUCAGGAUUUGAGCCCCGAGCAGACUAUUUAAAGCUCAACCACCACAAUCCGGACCUUAUGCUAGUCCAUUUCACUGUCCGCUUUGCAAUGGCCGAAAAGCAAACCAAAUGCAAGGCGUUAAAAAAGUGGAAGACGGAGAUUCUGGAUGAUGGGGUUGUAUGUUGGAAGUUGCAGGGAAGAGUUCUCGUCGAAGAUAGACUUAGCGAAAAGAGUGAUAGCAAAGAGUAUAAAGAAUACAGCAUAUUCGAGGCAUGGCGCGAUGGUCGGUUUACGGCAGACGAAACUGACAGGACCGCAUUUGCUGCUCACGUUCGAGGUUUAAUUCAAGAUCCUGCCGAAGAGUUGAGUGGAAACCUCAAUUCCUUUGUUCUGUUCCUCAGAAGGAAUUUAAAAUUUACAGGCUCUUGUCUUGCUCCGAGCAAGAUGUACUUGCCCUAG